AAUAUACCCCUAUGCUCCUCGAGGUUCAGGUAUAAUAAAACAGUUGGAAAAAAGUGCCAAGUAGGAAGUGUCUCAUUAUUUGGGGCAUACGUUCAACAUUUGUUGUAGAUGUCAGAUGUGUUCCCAUUUUGUUUCCGGCCAGUAAGUGAGCGAAAAUGUCAACCCCCUGUGGCAAGUGCACCAACUGCCCUUGCGGCGUAAGUGGUAGCAUAGCGACAACAGGCACGCCACAGCAGCCCCGCUCCCAGCCACCGCCACCCCCGCCCCAGCAGCAACCACCAGAGGAUCUAACGUACUCGCAGAUGCCUCCACAACAACGGCAAUCAGAAUACCAGUCGGACCAAUACCAGCAACAAAUAUACCAGCAGCAGCCUCGCUAUCAAUCAACUUUGCAGCCACAGGAAGCACGCUAUCAAUCGACCUUGCAGCCGCAGGAACCGCGUUAUCAAUCAACUUUGCAGCCACAGGACUCCACCCAGAUACAAGAAGCUAGAUACCUACCAAUAGCGCAAUCCCCACCACAGCAAGGCCAACCGCAACAACCAGGAACCGGAGGGGGAGGAUGUCACGGCUACUGCCAAAGAUUCCAAGGACAAUACCCCCCGGAACAAUGUACGACAGAUGCUGCACCGCGAUCCACAGGAUACCGCCAAGAUCCAGCAUUCCGCCAGGAUCCGUCGUUCGUUCAAUACCAGUCGGCCCCCAGCCCCCAGGCAGUGAGGCAAACAUACCCCAUGGCGCAAUCACCACCACAAUACGCCGCAGGACAACUAUCGCCGCAGUAUCCCCAGGCACAGUCGACGCCACAGUACUCGCCACCACCGCUGCCGCGAGAGCAGUCCUACGUGGCGCCACAGCAAGUGGGGGGCUACGACCAGCCAAUGUCGCAGCCAGAACUGCAGCCGGGGCAGAAGCAAACGGAAGUGGCGAGCUGUGUUUUACCAACUACAAAAGUUCAAAAGAGAAAAAACGCCACCAUGAGUUGCAAUUGCGGUAAAAACAGGACCCGCAAUACGAAAAUUGGACCUGGUGGUCGCAAACGUCCGGUAGCAGCAACGGGUGCAGGGCAGCCAGAGGAGGACGACCUGCCAGUUGCGGAUACCUAUACGUGCACUCGUCCCCAACGAAAGCCAGAUUCUCUGCAGGAAGGGCCCGGGAUGGUGCCCGGAGUACCGGCGUUGCGAUGCAACUGCCACGAGAAGAAGAAAGUGGACUGUUUCUGCAAAACGCCGGUCAAGCCAACCGCGAAAGAAGCACCACCCCCUGCUAGGGAACUCACUCAUGCCUACGUGGGCUGCGGUCAGCCCUAUUCGGGUCCACCGACGUACCAGGCUAACGGGAGGGGCAAAUGCGGACACUGUUCGCAUAAAAAGAAGUGUGCUAUUCAGUGAUCGAUCCGAACAGGCGUAGCAGGC
Molecule: messenger RNA, 1415 nt
Organism: Drosophila pseudoobscura
Lineage: Eukaryota; Metazoa; Arthropoda; Insecta; Diptera; Drosophilidae
Product: altered inheritance of mitochondria protein 3
Exons: 2
Coding region: 156-1391 (411 amino acids)
Source: RefSeq, a predicted model, not a curated record